GGUAGAAAUCUUAUGCAAACUUUAGCAUAUCACAAUGAGUGUCAAUCAAGAUUUGCAUUUCCCAGUCACACAUACCAACCAUGUUCCAUGGAAAUGAGGCCGAAUUUUCCCAACUGUUAGGAGCGUCACUAUAACCUCACCUUAACAUCCGUGGUUUUCAAACUUGAAGCUAUCUCUGAUUAAUUAGUUUGGUUAUGGAACGAGUGUUAGCAUGAUUCCCGGUACUUCGUUACCUACCAAUCUUAAGAAGACUAUCAAAACCUAAAGCCAACAAGUAUGAGCAGAGCACAUUGUAUAUUUUUUCUUCGUUCGCAUUUUAGCAAGAGUAUUCAUGUUAAACUAUUUUGCGCAGCCCGUUUUCCUCUUUUCUUCACUUCCCCAUUUUGGCCUCCAGCAUGAACGAAACGCAAUCUCUUAUAACGAGUUUCAACAAGACACCUUUGGUGCAGAUAUUUGUGUGGAUUCCAAUUACUUUCUCAGCUCUAGGAGUAUGUGUGCAUCUAGGUACGAAGUUUGCUAUUUCGGAGAAGUUUGAAUGGCAAGAUCAUUUCGUAAUGAUAUCAAUGGCAAGCGAAGCAAGGUCUGAUGGAAUUUUGAAGCGUUCUGACAGUUGACUUGUAGACUUUUUCCAUCGGCCAGACAAUUGCAGUUGCAAUUGAAUGUGCAAAUGGGCUUGGUAAAUUGAUCAACACACUGACAGACGGGCAAGUAGAGACGAUUUUGAAAGUAAUUGAUCAUAAUUCAAGAUGAAUACACCAAACUAACCGAUAGUACUCUAGGCACAAUAUUCAGCGAAUAUACUUUAUAUCGUGAGCUUGUUCUUUGCAAAAAUAUCUAUAGUAAUGUUCAUUUACGACUUCACACCUAUUGCAGCUGAGAGAAUAGUGACGAAAGUUCUUGGAUUCGUGAUUUCACUAUGGGCUAUUACUUCUAUUUUGGCCGUUGCCUUUCAGUGUCGGUCUUCAAAAGUAUGGGAUAGCAUAGCCGGUGAAUGUUCCAACCAAACAGCUUUCUGGAAUUAUAACGCAAUCGUUAAUAUUGUGACCGAUGCCAGUAUAAUCUUGCUUAUUACAUUCAUAGCAUUACACAUACAGACUACCUGGAGUAGGAAACUCACAUUGAUAUGGAUCUUUGGUACUCGUAUCUCUGUCAUUGCUGCUGUAUCCUUUCAGUUAUUCUAUUCGAACAAAAGGAUAGAGGAUCCAACUUUUGACCCCUGGCGAACAACAAUCUGCAACCAGGUCGUGCAGUGCCUGAGUAUCAUCACAGCAUGUGCUCCAUACUUGAAGAUUUUUCUCGAUAGUUUAGGAUCGGGAAUGUUAAGGUCAGAUGACUUACGUCGACGGAAUGGCAGAGUGGUAGAAGAUCAUCGCGGCUUCAAUCGCAACAUAUCUGAUUCCCGAGGAAUCAUAAAAUCAAAGACAGGAAAGAUGAUUGGCCAGAAAUUAGGCUUUACCAGUCGGGGCAAACUAGAGAGCCAGAAACUGUCUGAAUUUGCGCCAGCCUGUUCAGCUGCUCAAUCAAAUGCCGUCAUAGUGAUUGAUGAAGGAAAUUUAUGGGAUGGACAGAGCGAAUCUAGUCAAUCUAGAAUCAUAACAAAACCCCGUGCUUGGAAAUUAGAUGUAAACUAGAUGUAAAUUAGUUGGAUAGAAGAAAGUCUCACGACACCAGUAUCAAUACUGGCAUAUUUGAAUUCA
This is a messenger RNA of Botrytis cinerea B05.10, 1697 nucleotides long. RefSeq lists its product as hypothetical. The coding region runs from base 843 to 1631 and encodes 262 amino acids. The transcript is spliced from 3 exons. The record is from RefSeq and is a predicted model, not a curated record. Lineage: Eukaryota; Fungi; Ascomycota; Leotiomycetes; Helotiales; Sclerotiniaceae.